This is a messenger RNA of Triticum urartu, 671 nucleotides long. RefSeq names its product DNA-directed RNA polymerases I, II, and III subunit RPABC5. Gene Ontology annotation, molecular function: DNA binding; zinc ion binding. Lineage: Eukaryota; Viridiplantae; Streptophyta; Magnoliopsida; Poales; Poaceae. The record is from RefSeq and is a predicted model, not a curated record. Gene Ontology annotation, biological process: transcription by RNA polymerase I; transcription by RNA polymerase II; tRNA transcription by RNA polymerase III. Gene Ontology annotation, cellular component: RNA polymerase I complex; RNA polymerase III complex; RNA polymerase II, core complex.
CAUCUUUCUAAGCACCUCCGAUUGUACAGGGCCUCACUGACCCUCGCCUUCGCCCCAAAACCCUUGUUCCCCUUCCUUCUCCAGCGGCGGCGGCAAAGGCGGAGGCGGAGGAUCGAAGAUGAUCAUCCCGGUUCGCUGCUUCACCUGCGGCAAGGUGAUCGGGAACAAGUGGGACCACUACCUCGAUCUUCUCCAGGCCGACUACACUGAGGGGGAUGCUCUGGAUGCCUUGGGCUUGGUUCGCUACUGCUGCCGCCGUAUGCUCAUGACCCAUGUUGACCUCAUUGAGAAGUUGCUCAACUACAACACCCUGGAGAAGACGGAGACAAGUUGAAGUUAAUUGAACCCAUUCUGCCUCGAAACCUUUGUUCCUUUGUACUUUUCAAGAUGCAGUUUCUUAUGUCAGUGCUUAGGAGGUGCAAAAUGCGAGGUCCUGAAAUGAAGUUGGUUUGUUCAUGAAUCUCCAAGGACUGUUAGUGUGACCAUGCGUUUCUACUAGUAAUAGAGUAUUAACCAACAAGUCUAUGCAUUCUCCAGUUUCAAACUUAUUAAGCUCCAAGCGUUGAACAUGUUAUUCCUGUGCUUUCUGUUGGAUCUUGUUGGUUGUGGGCACCCAUGGGUAUCUUAACAUUGAAUCGUCACUAGUGAUAUGCAUUGAACUUCCACAUGUA